Molecule: messenger RNA, 2070 nt
Organism: Frankliniella occidentalis (western flower thrips)
Lineage: Eukaryota; Metazoa; Arthropoda; Insecta; Thysanoptera; Thripidae
Gene: REG
Product: proteasome activator complex subunit 3
Exons: 6
Coding region: 117-851 (244 amino acids)
Biological process (GO): regulation of G1/S transition of mitotic cell cycle; positive regulation of endopeptidase activity; regulation of proteasomal protein catabolic process
Cellular component (GO): cytoplasm; proteasome activator complex; nucleoplasm
Molecular function (GO): endopeptidase activator activity
Source: RefSeq, a predicted model, not a curated record
CCAGCCCGGUCCCGGCAUUAGUUUACUUCCGGUCGUUGUUACAAGAAGUCGCACGUUUCGUUUUAUUUACACCCGUAGCCUGUAGUGCACCUGAGGUUGACGUUAAUUUUUGAAAUAUGACAACGGCAGCUCAAAAGGUCCAGGAGUACAAAGACACCCUAAAAACAAAGGCUGAAGAACUGAUAUUAAAUGGAUUCCCUGAGAAAAUAGUCAAAUUAAAUGAACUUCUGGAGAUGCCCAUGUUUGGAAACUUGGAUCUCUCCAUUGUUCACCAAAAGCUAAACAUUCCCACUCCUGAUCCUGUUCAAAUCAACAGUAACUCCGAUCAUGGUUCAGCAACUAAGAAGAGGAAAUGUGAAAAUGAAACCAAUGAUGUUGGAACUAAAGUCAUGUUGUUGACUUCAGGACCAGUUCCAUGCAAUUCUACACUUACCGAACUGAUUGGUGUCGUGAAGCCUCACAUCAAGGAAUUAGUUGCCGAUUCUAAUUUGUUAAAAAUGUGGGUAUCUUUCAUGAUUCCCAAAAUUGAAGAUGGAAACAAUUUUGGAGUUUCCAUUCAAGAAGAUACCCUGGCUGAAAUCCAGUCAGUAGAAUCAGAAGCUGCUGCCUUCUUUGAUCAGAUCUCACGUUACUAUGUUUCCCGAGCUAAAAUAAUAUCCAAGGUGGCCAAAUACCCCCACAUUGAGGACUACCGCCGCUCCGUGCAGGAAUUGGAUGAGAAAGAAUACCUGAGUCUCUGGCUAGUGCUCUGUGAAGUUCGCAACCGUUACAGCACACUUCAUGAUAUUGUCACUAAAAACAUUGACAAGAUCAAGAAACCCAGAUCAACCAAUUCAGUAUCUCUCUACUGAUGUGUCCAGUCCAAUGUAAUUGGCUUGGUGCCCAUAUUAAUGAAUUUGGUUGAUUGUGAUCCUGUCCUUUUCUUUCUGUAUUCCUUAAUUGAUAAGGCACUAGUGUUUCUGUUGGAUAAUUUUGUCAAUGUUUCCAUUUAAAGCUUGAUGCUGUGAAAUCUGAGAUGACUAAGGCUGGUUCCAUGCUUGAAUAUUUCCAAUCUUAGAGCUUGAACAGUUUUGGGAUGUUUAUGUAAUUAUUUUACAGCCAGUUUCUAAAAUUUGUUGUAACUCUUAAAGUUGACAGGUUUAUUUAUGCACCUUUUACCAUUAGCAUUGUCCUGCAUUUUUUUAUGGAUGCGGUGCUGGAUUAAAAUGAAGAAUUAAGCGUUAAUCACUCUUAUAUCAGCAAUUUUUUAGCAUGUUCUAAAUUACUUGUGGCAUUGUAUCAAUUGACCUUAUGUGUGCUCCUAUAGUUACUUUUCCUGUUGGGUUUCUUCAUACAAUUUUUGUUUUACGAACCUUUGACUUUUGUGACUCCACUCUGUUGCACGAUCGUAAUACCUAGCAUGUAUGUCUUGUCAGUUAUUCAAAUUUACCCCACAAGUUGUUUUUGUCUGGAACCAUGUAUACUGACUGGAUUGAUAAUAGAAAUUAAUUUUGCAAUCUCAUGAAGUUGAGGAAGAUUAUGUCAGACACUUAAUGUAUCCCAAAUAUCUCCUCAAUCUGUAGAUUUGUUUAUAAACUGGUUAUGUAAAUAUAGCAAUAAAUAUGAUGCAACCAAAAUCAACCCAAUUUAUGAGAUAUUGUCAAUUGUCCUCUUUUCAAGCUCUGUACUUCUGUUUUCUUUUUAUCUGUAGAGAUUCAAUUUUAACUGUUAAAACUGAAGGACUUAAAUUAUUCUUGACAGAAACAUACAAAGCAGUGUAAUUCCAGUUAGUUAUUUUUAAAUUUUACUUUGUAAUCAUGAAUAAUUUUUCAUGCUUAAACUAGUUAAAUCUGAAGCCACAAAGUCAAAUGCCUGUAUGAAUAUGUUUAAAAUUCAUAUGAAGGUUGUUUUGGUGAUAUUUAGGUAGCUUGUUUCGGUGAUACAUUUUUUAAACAGUGUGAGGGUAGAGGGGGAAGUGCUAUAGUCUCAAAUAUUCUUCCUUGUUUUUCUCUCCUGGAUGUAUGUACUAUGAUAAUGCUGUUUUGUUAGGUCAGUAAAACCUACCACCCAAUUAAAUUAAACCUUUUUCAA